GACGCGGCGUCCAUCUCCUCCUCUUCGAUUCUUUGCAUUAGUUUUUUUUUUUUUCUGGUAAUUGGUAAUUAUAGCAUAGAGAUCUGCAAUGGCGUCGAAGAGAACCCUCGCUCGAUAUCUCUUCAACUUCACCAAAACUUCUUCCCCGGUCUCCGAUCUGACCCGAAUGCGUCCGACCAAACACCGCGUUGCUUCGGAUCCCGGAGAUUCCGGAAUUCGCCGGAGAUUUCUACACCGGCGAGCAUUUAUCCCUCCGGAGAUGGUUCCGGCGGGAAGCAACCUGGUGGAGAGGCUCAGGGAAAUGAAUUUGUCCAAGGAUAGGAUCCGAUUGGACGAAAUACUGCCGCCGGCGAAGGCCGAGGAGUCGCCGGAAUUUUUGCCGGCGGUGACGGUGGAAGAUGCGAGGAAGCUGAUGAGAGCAGCGGGGAUGGAGAUGGUGAAAUCGCGGCUGAGAGAAAUCGGGAGGAAUUGGGUUCCCUAUUCGGAGUUUGUUCGGGUUUGUGGAGAAGCCUAUUCGGAUCCUGAACAAGGUGUUCGGGUCGCGAAUAUGCUCGACGAGUCCGGAAACGUCAUCGUUCUUGGAAAGUUCGUUUGCCUAAAGCCCGAAGAGAUUACAAGAGCCGUGGAAGGUCUGAUUCCGACACACGAAUCCACUCGUGACGCAACGAGAAGACGGGAAGAGUUACAGAAACUCGAGGCUGUGAAAUCGGAGAUCGACAAACGAGCAGACGAAAUGGUCCGACGUGAACUAUGGGCCGGACUGGGGCUUCUGAUGGCCCAAACCAUUGGGUUCUUUAGGCUGACGUUUUGGGAGCUAUCGUGGGACGUGAUGGAGCCCAUCUGCUUCUACGUGACUUCGACGUAUUUCAUGGGCGGCUACGCCUUCUUCCUCACCACUUCCAAGGAGCCUUCCUUCGAAGGUUUCUACAAGAGUCGCUUCGAGAAGAAACAGAAACGUUUGAUGGAAACCCGUAAUUUCGACGUCCAUCGAUAUAACGAGCUUCGAAGUACGUUCCGUCCAGAAUCGUUUGGAUCCCGUCCACGUUGGUCGUGAUUACCAUUUGCUUUCUUGUUUUUUUACCGCUAGGAGAAUAUGAAAUGUACAUGUGUUUUGAGGAUUUCA
Molecule: messenger RNA, 1123 nt
Organism: Tarenaya hassleriana
Lineage: Eukaryota; Viridiplantae; Streptophyta; Magnoliopsida; Brassicales; Cleomaceae
Product: calcium uniporter protein 3, mitochondrial-like
Exons: 2
Coding region: 89-1054 (321 amino acids)
Biological process (GO): calcium import into the mitochondrion; mitochondrial calcium ion homeostasis
Cellular component (GO): uniplex complex; mitochondrial inner membrane
Molecular function (GO): uniporter activity; calcium channel activity
Source: RefSeq, a predicted model, not a curated record